This is a messenger RNA of Ambispora leptoticha, 678 nucleotides long. NCBI's taxonomy places the organism in Eukaryota, Fungi, Glomeromycota, Glomeromycetes, Archaeosporales, Ambisporaceae. The record is from the annotation of a GenBank genome assembly.
AUGAAUAACAAAACUGUAUCAUCAUGUAACAAGUGCCGGACCUCAAUUAUUAAUACGAACCGGAAGAAGGCAAAGAAAAAUGAAGAUGAAGAAAUAAAACGAUGUCAAGACCUUGCAUAUACUCGAGAUCAACUUGUAGAUGUUUUCUUAGAUUUUCUGGACCCUUAUGAAGAUUUCGACAGUGCUGAACCAUGCAAACAAGAAUUAAAUAUAAAUAUUGCCGUCUUUCUUAAUUCAUUUAUCGAUCGUAUUGAAACGACAAACGAAAAUGAAAGUAAUAAACUUAUUGCCUGUCAAAUAAUAAAACUUAUUUCGAAAGCUGAUGGAUUUAUGUAUAUUUAUCAUUCAUGUGAUAAACUGAGAGACGGCUUUUCAUUUCUUUUUUAUUGCAACUGCAAGUAUGAAAGAAAACCUAAAAAUCCUCAAAUUGAGGACAUUAACAAACGACGAAAUACUGAACCCCGAUUGCUUCGGUACGAAUGUGAGGGAUCAGUUCUUAUUACUAUCAAACAAUCUCACGAACUAGCUUAUAUCCGUGUUCACCAUUUAACACAUCCGCGACCUCAAUCGAUUGCAGUUUCGUCUGAAAUUAAAGAGUAUAUUCAACGAAAUAAUCUUUUAACUAUACCUCAAAUUUAUCAUAAUGUAAAAGCCUCAGGUCUAAAUGGAUAUUCUCAU